This is a messenger RNA of Oncorhynchus keta (chum salmon), 7415 nucleotides long. RefSeq lists its product as uncharacterized. Lineage: Eukaryota; Metazoa; Chordata; Actinopteri; Salmoniformes; Salmonidae. The record is from RefSeq and is a predicted model, not a curated record. Gene Ontology annotation, cellular component: nucleus. Gene Ontology annotation, biological process: positive regulation of DNA-templated transcription. The transcript has 4 exons. Bases 1466 to 2182 code for a protein of 238 amino acids.
UGAUUUCAAGUCUAUGUAUAUAGUGCAGCAGCCUCUAAUGUGCUAGUGAUGGCUAUUUUACGGUCUGAUGGCCUUGAGAUAGAAGCUGUUUGACCUCGCCUUCUGGAUGACAUCGGGGUGAACAGGCAGUGGUUCGGGUGGUUGUUUUCCAUGUUGAUCUUUUUGGCCUUCCUGUGACAUCGGGUGCUGUAGGUGUCCUGGAGGGCAGGUUGUUUGCCCCCGGUGAUGCGUUGGUCAGACCCUCUGGAGAGCUUUGUGGUUGCGGGUGGUGCAGUUGCCGUGAUACAACCCGACAGGAUGCUCUCAAUUUUGCAUCUGUUAAAGUUUCAGUCUCCACCCUCAGAACCCCUCCCACGUGGACCCCGUCACAGCCCAGCUCAUGAUCUCUCGUGUCAUAUCUCAACACUUCCGUGUCAGAGGCUUGACAUCAUCAUUUUGAUUGUGACCAUCGGGAGGGGUUACAUCAGAGAAAUUGGGAUUGCUAUAGAUGCAAUCCCUGGGGAACCAGUUCAUAUGAGUCAUACCAAACUGUCAGUACUUAUUGUGACAUCGACAUACACAGCUGAGCUGUUCUUGUCUCUAAUUACUCUGUAUUAUGUCAUCCUUCAUGUUUUGUGUGGACCCAAGGAGGAGUAGCUACUGCUUUUGCACCAGCUAGGAUCCUAAUAAAAUAACAGAACCAUUGACGUGAAUAAGAUGAGGUCCUAUAGAUCAGAGAAAUCAAUCAUGGAACAAGGUUAAUACUAUUAAGCAUUAACAUAUCAAUCAGUGGCUUCGGCACAGGUGCAUGAGUGGAAAAUCAAUCAGUGAGGCCAUUAAACAGGUUGACUGACAGUGGCCGGUCGUCUCUCUGCUUGAACCACAGGAUGUGUACUAUGGGGAUUACAGUGACUGAUGCUGCGUUUGAGUGGACAUGGCUUUCCUGCUGCCUGCUGCUAUAUAUAUCUCCACCACACCCCCAAGACUUUGAUCUCAAGGCUAAUUCCCUUGAAUUGUCCAAAUCCACUCUGACGAGAGUGACAGCACACACCAGGAGAGAGAGACAGAGAAAUAGAGAGAGAGAGAGAGAGAGAGAGAGCUGGUGGGGGCACAGCCUGCUUAGUCUUGACUGAAGGAGUGAAACGUCUCCUCGGCAGACUGCGCGUGAGCAGCUGCACACUUACAGAGCCAAUGUAACAGUGCACGCUGCUGGAUGGUGUGCAUGUUUCAUGUUCCACAGAUUUCCUGCACUGUGUGUCCACUUGGCAGAGGGACAGGCUGAUGUCACCCACCCAACCUCCAUAAUCAAAUGAGACGCUAAUCCCACAAUCCCACUUCUGCAAAGCCAUACCCGUAGAGAGAGGGGGGAGAGAGAAAAAGAGAGGUAGAGGGGGAGGGAGAGAGAGACAGAGAGGGGGAAGCUGGUAGACAGAGAAGCCCAGAGGCUGUGGACUAGUGGACCACGUUUAUUUUUUAUGUCAGUCCCAUGUUGACCCACAGAAGGAGCGACCUUACAGAUCACAGUCUCCACCCUAAGAACCCCUCCCACGUGGACCCCGUCACAGCCCAUCCAGGCGUCACCCUGGAGACCAGCUGCUCCCCUGAGGGGCCAGCGGAGGGAGAGUGCUGUAGGAGCUGCACCCCUCCGUCUGCACCCCCUCCUCGGCCCCCUAUGCCCACCAUGGGAGUGACCACCUUGGAAGGCGUGGAGGUCUGCCAGGAUGGGGAGGACUUCUGCCUGACCACAGAAGGAGGGAUGGAGGCGCUUGGUGCCCAGGAGUCAUCGAUGGGCGAGAUGUCACCGAAGAGGAAUAAUGAGAACAGGUUACCUUUCCAGAUCUUCCCAGAACCAGUGGAGGUGUCUCUGAGUCCAGAAGGCUCUCCCAAUCACCUGCAGCAGUUCAGUCCCUCAGAGAAGGAGCGGCUUCCCUCCAUCAUGGUGGAGCCCACGGACAUGAGCGAAGUGGAGAGUGGCGAGUUACGGUGGCCCCCGGAAGACAUGGAAUUCUGUUCUGAGGAGGAUGAUCUGUUCCUGGAGCAGUGUAUCCCCCCAGCCAACAUUGCAGACUGGGGAGAGGAGGAGGAAGAGAAGUCUGUUGUCAUCAACCACCAGCAGAACACAUCACUCAUUGACCUCCAGUCAGAUGCGUUCAGGGAUGAAACACCUAUUCUACCACCUAGCAGCUCACCUGCCCUGAACUGAGUCACCAACCUCACCCCUAAACCCCUGCUAUCUUCCCGAGGAAACCACUCACAGUCCAUGGGUCACAGAUCAAUAGGAAACAGAUUCCUGGACAGAAUGGUACCACAGUUCAAAUAUUGUCCAACAAUGAAAGGAGAUAACUUAUUUACAUAACGUUGAAGAUUAAGUUAGGCAGUAGUGUAAUGUUCUAUGCAAAAUGUCAUAAAUGAAACCAAGGACAGCUCUGAGAGAGAAGGGUUAUCUGAAGGAGUUGUGUGAAGAAGAAUAUCUAACACUAUCUAUCAAGAGUGCUUAUUUUAAGAAAAGUACUAACACUCAUCUGUGGAAAGAAGGAAAUAACACUUUGCUGACAUUUGUCAUUUUUUCAUGAAGUCAUUACUUCAUUUAUUAUUUUCCCCUAUUUCCAAGGGCCCAACAGUGGUUUUGGAGUACAUUGUAGUCCAUACUAGAGUUAGUAAUUGUAUAAUGUUUACAUAUGUUUAUUGCAUUGUUUAAAUUAUAGGAUUGCCAAGGGAUAUGUAGUAGUGGUCGACCGAUUAUGAUUUUUCAACACCGAUACCAAUUAUUGGAGGACCAAAAAAGCCGAUACCGAUAUUAAUCUGCCCCGCCAAAAUUAUUUGUAAUAAUGACAAUUACAACAAUACUGAAUGAACACUUAUUUUAACUUAAUAUAAUACAUAAAUAAAAUGAAUUUAACUUCAAGUAAAUAAUGAAACAUGUUCAAUUUGGUUUAAAUAAUGCAAAAACAAAGUGUUAGAGAAGAAAGUAAAAGUGCAAUAUGUGCUAUGUAAGAAAGCUAACAUUUAAGUACCUUGCUCAGAACAUGAGAACAUAUGAAAGCUGGUGGUUCCUUUUAACAUGGGUCUUCAAUAUUCCCAGGUAAGAAGUUUUAGGUUGUAGUUAUUAUAGGAAUUAUAGGAUUAUUUCCCUCUAUACCAUUUGUAUUUCUUUUACCUUUGACUAUUGGAUGUUCUUAUAGGCACUUUAGUAUUGCCAGUGUAACAGUAUAGCUUCCGUACCUCUCCUCGCUCCUCCCUGGGCUCGAACCAGGAACACAACGACAACAGCCACCAUCAAAGCGGCGUUACUCAUGCAGAGCAAGGGGAACAACUACUAGAAGGCUCAGAGCGAGUGACGUUUGAAACGCUAUUACUGCGCGCUAACUAGCCAGCCAUUUCACUUCAGUUACACCAGCCUCAUCUCGGGAGUUGAUAGGCUUGAAGUCAUAAACAGCGCAAUGCUUGACGCACAACAAAGAGCUGCUGGCAAAACGCACGAAAGUGCUGUUUGAAUGAAUGUUGACGUGCCUGCUUCUGCCUACCACCGCUCAGUCAGAUACUUAGAUACUUGUAUGCUCAGUCAGAUUAUAUGCAAAGCAGGACACGCUAGAUAAUAUCUAGUAAUAUCAUCAACCAUGUGUUGACUAGUGAUUAUGAUUGAUUGUUUUUUAUAAGAUAAGUUUAAUGCGAGCUAGCAACUUACCUUGGCUUACUGCAUUCGCGUAACAGGCAGUCACCUUGUGGAAUGUAACGAGAGAGAGGCAGGUCGUUAUAGCGCUGGACUAGUUAACUGUAAGGUUGCAAGAUUGGAUCACCCGAGCUGACAAGGUGAAAAUCUGUCAUUCUGCCCCUGAACAAGGCAGUUAACCCACUGUUCCUAGGCCGUCAUUGAAAAUAAGAAUGUGUUCUUAAUUGACUUGCCUAGUUAAAUAAAGGCAAUCGGUCGACCUCUAAUAUGUAGCCUGGUACGCCACCCCACGUGGUCCAAAGAGUUGUCAGCCAGGUUAGAGGAUAUGGCACUCCACCCAUAAGGGUUAGACAUACCAACCUGGCUGUGGGCUUUCCCACAAGCGAUAGAUUUAUCAGUGUUGGCCUAAACCAAGAAUGGGCAACUCCAGUCUUCAGGGGCCUGAUUGGUGUCACAAUUUUGGGCCAGCCCCAGCUAGCACACGUGACUCCAAUAAUGAACUAAUCAAUUAAUUAAUUAUGUUCUUCAGUUUAGAAUGAAAUUAGUUUAAUCGUCUGUGUUUGCGAGGGAUGGGGAUCAAGUGUGACACUACUCCAGGCCCGAGGACUGGAGUUACCCAUCCCUGGCCUAAACCUUUCAAACUAAACUCUGGACCUCAAAGCCAGUUCCACUGCUUUUAAAAAAUUGUUCCCCUCUAAUCACUGGCUGAUUUAGACUUGGAACACCAGGUGGGUUCAAUUAAUUAUCAGGUAGAAUAGAAAACCAGCAGGCUCCGGACCUCAUAGGGUAAGAGUUGAAUACCCAUAGACCAGGGUUUCCAAAAUUCAGUCCUGGGCACCCCCCGGGUGCAUGUUUUGGAAUUUGCCCUAGCACUACACACAGUGGUGGAAAAAGUACCCAAAUGUCAUACUUGAGUAAAAGUAAAGAUUCCUUAAUAGAAAAUUACUAAAGUAAAAGUCAUCCAGUAAAAUUCUACUUGAGUAAUAGUCUAAAAGUAUUUGGUUUUAAAUGUACUUAAGUAUCAAAGGUAAAUGUAAUUGCUGAAAAUAUACUUGAGUAUUAAAAGUAAAAGUAUAAAUAAUUUCAAAGGGCUUAUAUUAAAGCAAACCAGAUGCACCAUUUUCUUUUUUCCUUUUUAAAAUAUAUAUUUUUUUACAGAUAGCAAGGGGCACACUUCAAUACUCAGACAUCAUUUACAAACAAAGCAUUUGUGUUUAGUGAGUCCAACAGAUCAGAGGCAAUAGGGAUGACUGGGGAUGUUCUCUUGAUAAGUGCAUGAAUUUGACAAUUUUCCUGUCUUGCUAGCCAAUCAAAAUAUACUUUUGGGUGUCAGGGAAAAUGUAUGGAGUAAAAAGUACAUUAUCUUCUUCAGGAAUGUAAUGAAGUAAAAGCAAAAGUAUAAAUAGUAAAGUAAAGUACUGAUACCCCAAAAAACCUAGGUAAAAUACUUUAAAGUACUACCUAAGUACAUUACACCACUGACUACACAGCUGAUUCAAAUAAUCAAAGCUUUAUAAUGAGUUGGUUAUUUGAAUCAGCUGUGUAGUGCUAGGGAAAAAAAACUAAAUGUGCACCCGGGGGGGACCGAGUUAGGAAAACCUGGGCCGAGACCACACUUUUAUGGGCACCCGAUAGUGGUUGCUAGAUCUGCACUAUUGUCUAGGAUUGAUGUGCAUUCCCGGUAAUACACUUCUGCCCAUCCGUGGACCAACUUGUGCAUAAAGCAUCCACCAUUCAGGCUGUAAAGGCAUCAUUUUCCUACUUAACCAACUUUAAUGGCAAGCAGUUGGAAAAAAACUGGAAAACUAUGCUUUGGCUGAACGCGGUGUGCAACAUUCUAAGUUGUCCAAAAAUAGUUAUGGAAUUGUUUUCUUUAUUAAGACAGUACACAUAUUUUUCAGGGCGGCUAACCAUUAAAGCUCGUUGGUUGCUUAGGCUAGGGCACCCACAAGAGUAAACACAUGCAAACCCUGAAGGUACUUGUUGAUAUCAAAAGGGAACAACACAGUUAUUGUGUCUGCCUUUGGCAGUUUAAUAUGGAGAUACAGCUAUAUAUUAAACAUAUGUGCAGUACAUGUCCUGUCAUCAUUCUCAACAUGUGUGUAUAGCUUUGGCCUCCCAACAAAUUGUAAAUAUGAACAAUGUCACGUUUUUUUUGUAUGUAACAGUACUGUAAUAAGCAUAAGGACUAACAAUAAAGUUGUGAAAUUCAGAUUUAGUAGUGUAGUUAGACAAGGAUUCUGUAAGGCUUGCUGUGUAAAUUAACAAUGAUGACACUAAUUGCUGCUAACAUUAGCAAUGUAGCUCAGGGGAAAUACCUUUUUGAAAAAAAUAUGAUAAGCUAUGCACAAAAGUAUAUAUACAGUACAUUACGACUCAAUUUACCUUUCAAAUGUUUGUGAAAAGUAGAAUAGUUUCUACCUGAUUAGAAGUAGGCCUGGGCUACAAUAUAUAUUGCAUUCGGAAAGUAUUUAGAUCUUUUCACUUUUUCCAUAUUUUGUUAUGUUACAGCCUUAUUUGAAAAUGUAUGAAAAAAAAUCCCCUCAAUACACACAACAUUCCAGACUGACAAAGCAAAGGUUUCAGACCCCUUUACUCAAGACUUUAUUGAAGCACCUUUGGCAGCGAUUACAGCCUCAACACUUCUUGGGUAUGAUGCUACAAGCUUGGCACACAUGUAUUUGGGAAGAUUCUCCCAUUCUUCUCUGCAGAUCCUCUCAAGAUCUGCCAGGUUGAAUGGGGAGCGUCGCUGCACAACUAUUUUCAGGUCUCUCCAGAGAUGUCGAUCAAGUUCAAGUCCGGGCUCUGGCUGGGCCACUCAAGGACAUUCAGAGACUUGUUCCGAAGCCCCUCUUGCAUUGGCUGUGUAUUGUCGUGUCUUUGGCUAUGCCGGAUUAAGUGAUAUGACAUGCAAAUCUAUAAAAAAAUGUCUCUGUAAUUAAUAUUACCUGAUUAAGCUAAACAGGUUAAUGUAAUUAACUAGAAAGUCGGGGCACCACGAAAGAAUGUUUAUAGAGCUGUUAUCUUCCAAAUAAACUCUUAAAGACCUGGUAAUCUUUUACCUCCAUAGCAGUCAAUAUUUAAUCGUCACUUUAUUUAGUCUCAUCUGAAAGUUGUAAAUUCUUGGUUGUCUUCAUGAACCCUGGCUAACAAGUUGAAUCAGCAAUACAAAAUUGGGUUUAAUUAUGUAUUUACUAAAUACCCAAAUAAUCACACAGAAUUAUAUAUACACAGAAUGUGUCAUACAUUGAUUACAAAUUAUGUCAUUAUUAUUAUGUCAAAACAUCCCUAGGGGACAGAACAGAUACGACGUCUGGUUACACAAAGAGAGUGGGAUGUGUUUGAGUGAAAGAGUGGGAAGACUGAGGAGCAAAAAAGGUUUUGUGUCUCUAUCGGGCCGUAGGCAGCUAUGCUAUCGUAAAUACAGUAUCUUAUGCAUUCUAAAUAACCACCCAUUUGAAAAAGGAGAAAAACAUAUUUAUUCUGAGCUGCACUUCGGUAGAUUGUUCGUAGAUGGGAGUCCGGGUGGACCAGCAUGGAUCUCUGGUCCCCUGAAGACUGUCUAGUGGUGAACUGGAGUGUGGUAGAAUGGAUACUCUGUCCGUCCUCUCCUAGCCCACUUUUUUUUCUUCAAUAGUCAAUAUUAACAAAGGGAUCUUCAAUAGUCACAUCGGUAUAGUAGAGAGAGGAAAAAGGGCAAAGGUAUUUUUGAGGGUCAUAAACCUCCCCCUCAGGCCAACUUCAUGACAGUACUUAGGGUCGUUGG